Molecule: messenger RNA, 1359 nt
Organism: Ilyonectria robusta
Lineage: Eukaryota; Fungi; Ascomycota; Sordariomycetes; Hypocreales; Nectriaceae
Product: NADP-dependent oxidoreductase domain-containing protein
Exons: 3
Coding region: 365-1264 (299 amino acids)
Molecular function (GO): oxidoreductase activity, acting on NAD(P)H as acceptor
Source: RefSeq, a predicted model, not a curated record
GCAAUGUUAUGUCGCUGAAUGACUGCUGGCUGUGGAUAAACUAUUUCACGAUUGGUCCAGGGUAUAGCUCAAGAAGAAGCAACGCUUCCGAGAGCUCGUCCCGUUUCCGACGUCCAUUGCCCGAUCUCGGUGACAAAUCACCGCAUUGUCCCGCCCGGCUUCGCAAGCUGCAAGUUAGCUACCCCAUCAAUGCCAGCGGGUCUGCUUAAAACGACGCAACAUCCCACUCUUGCGCUGCAUUACUUCUACUCUAUUCUCAAACUUGCCUCGAUAAAACUCCGCCUAGGGACCAAACUUUUACCUCUCACAGAUCGAGAGAAAUAUUUGUGUGACCUCUCCAGUUUAAUAUUCGAAUUCCGUUACCAUGGCCGGAACCCCGCUAGAUAUCCCCCACGUCAAGCUCAAUGACGGCAACGAGAUCCCCGUGCUUGCAUACGGUCUCGGAACUGCCCGAUACAAGGACGACGCUUCUGCUCCCCUCGAUAACGAGAUCAUCGAGCUCACCAAGAAGGCAAUUGAGCUUGGAUACCGUCACUUGGACGGCGCAGAAGUCUACGGUAACGAGGAAGAGCUUGGAGCCGCCAUCAAGGCUGCUGGAGUCCCUCGGGACCAGCUCUUUGUCACCACCAAGAUCAGCGCCACCCAAAAGAAGAACACGCUGGAAGCUUUCAACCUCUCCCUCAAGAAGCUCGAUCUUGAAUAUGUGGAUCUCUACUUGAUCCACGGCGGCUGGUUUGCCGACACCGACGAGGAGCUCCAAGCCAAGUGGGCUGACCUGGAGGCCAUCAAGGAGUCUGGCCGCGCCAAGUCCAUCGGCGUCUCCAACUUCCUCCAGGGGCAGCUCGAGACUGUCCUCAAGACUGCCAAGAUCCCCCCUGCCAUUAACCAGAUCGAGUAUCACCCCUAUCUCCAGCACGGUGACCUUGUCGCCUUUCACAAGAAGCACAACAUCGCUGUCUCGUCCUACGGUCCCCUAACCCCGAUUGUGACCGCCAAGGGCUCCGGACCCGUUGAUGCCUACUGGAAGAAGUUGGCAGAGAAGUAUGGAGUUACGGAUUCUGAUGUCGGUCUGCGAUGGAUCAUUGACCAGGGCGUUGUGGCUCUUACAACGAGCUCCAAGUCGUCGAGACUCGAAGGAUAUCUUGCCAACUUGCCCAAGUUCAAGCUGACUGAGGAGGAGAUUGCUGAGAUCUCCAAGUUGGGUGACCAGCAUCACUUCCGUGGGUUCUGGAAGGACAAGUUUGCCGAGGAUGACAGGAGCUAAAUGUCUGGCCAAACUCGAUGUAAUGCAUUAUGACAAGCACCUGAGUCGGGGGCUGUGAUACUAGGAUUCACCGCAAAAUAUAUUGAUAUACAACA